Messenger RNA from Vicia faba (fava bean), 489 nucleotides. NCBI's taxonomy places the organism in Eukaryota, Viridiplantae, Streptophyta, Magnoliopsida, Fabales, Fabaceae. The record is from the annotation of a GenBank genome assembly.
AUGGAGAAAGCGAAAGAAGUUCAACAGGAACAGAAGACACUGAAGCUUUUCACUCUCACGAAUAAUAGAGUGUUGAAAAGAUUCAGCAGUAUGUGGCAAUUUAUGGCUCUGGAUGAUACUGCUACGUUUGAGAUGUUAGCGAUGGAUAAUAAAUUAAGAAAUAUGAUACAUUUGGAUCUGUUUUUGGAGCUUAAGGAGUUGUAUAAGAGUGUUGGUAAACCUUGGAAAAGAGGUUAUUUGUUGUAUGGUCCACCAAGGUGUGGUAAAUCAAGCUUGAUUAUUAUUGUGGCUAGUUACAUCGCUUUCGAUGUUCAUGAUUUGGAAUUAGGUGAUGUUCUGCAAAAUACUGAGCUUAGGAGUUUGUUGAUGCCAACACGAAAUCGUUCUAUAUUUGUUGUGGAGGAUAUUGAUUAUACUCUUGAGCUUCAUAACCGUCUUGCAUUUACAGUCCCUCCUUGCCUUGCUGAUAAGCUGCCGGUGACUUUAUGA